UCCAAUUUCUCGUGCGAAGCAGCACGUCGAUUGGCAGCGGGACACCAGCAUUCGUUCGUGGUGCAUUGGACGCAGGCUCAGGUCACGGUACUAGCGGAGUCUCGCAAGGGUUUUUCAUUCGAAACAUUCUUCUUUCCCUUCAUAAAUGAAUGCGACUCGUCGGGUCGCUUGGCCGCCAGCAUCCCCUCCGCUUCUUGCUGUAUUGCUACACCUUCUCCCUUGUUGAAGACUGCACCACGCACGACAUAGACCGCAUACGCAGGCGUUUGAGGCCCUUCUAACGACUUACGAUUUUACGACCAACACCGCAUACGUCUGGAGCGUGCACCACAUCCCGGCUUCCUUCCUGCAUCUGAACGAAGGACAACCCGAGUUUGGAAGGCGGUUGGAGCUGCAUCGGCAGCUGCAUUGCUCCAGCGAAGGCGGUCGCCGUCCACGCCCUGAUCCUAUCCUGACGGGAAUCUCAGUCAUGGCCGACUUUGCUUUCAAACGCCAAGACGAUACAGGCAUCACAUCUGAAACGACUAAGAUUGUGCCGCUCACCUGCCAUGGCCAUUCCAGACCGAUCACACAUGUAUCGUUUUCUUCCUUGCUUGCGAGCUCGCGCUCAGCUUCUCAGUUCUACAUGAUAUCAGCAUGUAAAGACAACAACCCGAUGCUGCGCGACGGCCUUACCGGUGACUGGAUAGGAACAUUCAUUGGCCACAAGGGCGCUGUCUGGAGCGCCAGACUGUCUGACGAUGCUACUCUUGCGGCCACUGGAUCUGCCGACUUCUCCGCCAAGGUGUGGGACACUUUCACGGGUGAAGUGCUCCACACCCUGCAGCACAACCACAUCGUACGAGCAGUCGCGUUUCCGCCACAAGAAAGACCUCAAGUCCUCGCAACCGGUGGCAUGGAGAAGAAGCUACGCAUCUUCGACCUCUCUCGUACAAGCUCAAGCGUCCAAUCCCCAGGUGAGGGUGGGCCUAAUGGUAACUCUCAAGCUCCUUUGGCCGACCCGCCGUCCUACGAAAUAGGGGCGGGUGAGCACCAGGGCGCAAUCAAAUCAAUCAUUUGGUCUCGUGAUCCAAAUAUCGUCAUCACAGCCGCUGACGACAAGAAAAUCCGUUGGUGGGACUUGAGGGCUCGAGCCUGCAUUGCUUCAUACGACAUCGAAGCUCUACCUGGCUCCUGCGAGCUCAACGCUGGUGUCAACGGCGACCCCGCAGGAAUCAUAAGCGUGGCGGCGGGCAAGAACAUUUAUUUCUUCGAAGGUGGAAGGCCAGGUCAACUCAUCAAACACAUACGUACCGAGCGCGAGGUCGCGAGUGUGGCGCUGAAUGGAGAGGCGAGGCGUUUUGUAACGGGUUGUCCGAACGAUACUUGGGUGCAUGUAUGGGACUUCGAGACUGAGAGGGAGUUAGAAACAGGCAGAGGCCACCACGGGCCUGUCUGGACAACCUGUUUCAGCCCAGACGGAAGGUUGUAUGCAACUGGUAGCGAAGACGGAACUGUCAAGUUAUGGAAGUUCACAGACGGCCCGUACGGCUUAUGGCGAUAGAAGACGUAGCUGUGUCAGUGGUCAUAGCCGGCGAUACAAAACGCAGCCUGCUGCUGACACCAU
Molecule: messenger RNA, 1606 nt
Organism: Pseudocercospora fijiensis CIRAD86
Lineage: Eukaryota; Fungi; Ascomycota; Dothideomycetes; Mycosphaerellales; Mycosphaerellaceae
Exons: 2
Coding region: 470-1543 (357 amino acids)
Biological process (GO): spliceosomal snRNP assembly
Cellular component (GO): SMN complex
Molecular function (GO): RNA binding; protein binding
Source: RefSeq, a predicted model, not a curated record